UAUAGGGAUAACGAGCAAUAAGAGGAUGAAUGGAGCUAUUUAAAACAGCAGCAGCACUUAUUUCAAAAGCAACUAGUGAUUUUGGGUAUAAUUUUGGAGAGAAAUUGGAUGUUCCAAAUGAUAAUUUUUGGGAGCUUUAUGAUGGGACACGAAAGGAGGACGGAGUUCGGUGUAGUAUAUUUGUAUUUAAUAGAGGAAAAGGGGAAGAAAAGUGGGAGAUGGCACAUAAUGCAUUAUGUAAAGUGAGAACAUUACAUCAUCCAUAUAUUAUUAAAUAUAUGAGUGGAAAAGAGGAAAGGGAGAAGGUUAUGAUUGUAACGGAGAGGGUUAAACCCUUAAGUAGGGUUAGGGUAGAUAAGGAGAUGAGUAUACUUGGGUUAUACCAGAUAUCAAUGGCGCUUGAAUUUAUUCAUUCAAGUGCGAUAUCUGUUCAUGGGAAUAUUCGAAUAUCAUCGAUAUAUGUUAAUGAAAAUGGAGAAUGGAAGAUUUUUGGAUUAGAAUUGUUUAGUUUGAUUAAGGAUAAGGAGGGUAUUUUAUAUACACAUGGUGGACGUAUUGCAGAUUCAUUUAAAUAUACAGCGCCAGAAAUGCAGUAUAAGUCAUGGAAAUCAUUGAAUGAAACAUCAUUAGAAACAGCAAUUGAUGCGUAUAGUUUGGGCUGUUUGAUUUAUGAAAUAUUCAAUGGUACAUUUAGAAUAUCAUCUGAUUUAAGUAAAAGAGGGAAAAUACCUCAAACGUUAUUUAAUACAUAUAAGAAGCUUUUGAAUCCAAAACCGACGCAUCGACUAUCGGUUUCAAGUUUUAUUAAAUAUGGACGUGGUGAAGGGGGUUUUUUUCGGACAGAACUUAUUGAAUGUUCAGAAUUUUUAGAACAAUUUUCAUUAAAAGAUAAAGAACAGAAAAAUGCAUUUUUAAGACAAAUUAACGAUUCCAUUGAUAAAUUUCCUAAAAUGUUUCUUAAGUUUAAUGUUCUUCCAGGAUUAAUAAGAUUAUUUGAAUUUAAUGAAGGAGGGAACAAAGCAUUUUCAUUAAUUUUAAGGAUUGGAAAUCUUCUUGAAGAAGAAGAUUAUCAAUCUUUAAUAUCACCAUUUAUAUCUCAUAUGUUUUUGAAUCAAAAUAAGUCAAUAAGACUUUGUCUUCUUGAGAAUUUAUCAAGUUAUGCUAACCGUAUAUCAAACAAAAUAAUAAAUGACGAAAUAUUUCCAAAAAUGCUUUCUGGAUUCAAUGAUACUUCUCCCUUGGUACGCGAAGAAACUAUAAAAGCAAUGCUUUUUAUAGUGCCAAAAUUAUCAGAACAUAAUAUUAAUGAUGAAUUAUUAAGAUAUCUGUUAAAAACACAACGUGAUCAACAACCUGAAAUUAGAACUAAUACAACUAUAUGUCUUGGGAAAAUUGCAGAACAUAUUAAACCAAGUAAUCGUCAAAAAAUUUUGAUAUCAGCAUUUACAGGAUCUCUUCGAGAUCCAUUUGUUCCAGCACGAAUAGCUGCUUUAAUGGCUCUUGGAGCAACUUAUAAUAUGUUCGAUGAAUCCAAUUGUUGUAUAAAAUUAAUUCCAGUUAUAUCACCAAUGCUUAUAGAUAACGAAAAAUCUAUUCGAAUACAAGCAAAAAAAACCAUGGAUUUAUAUUUCCAAAAAGUUACUAAACUAAUUAAUGCUCUUGAUAAUACAUCAGAAACUGCUGAUUCGGACAUGUCAAAUAUUAAUAAAUCAAAAAUGAAGCCUGAUUCAAAUUCUUCAUUCUCUUCAAAAAAUAAAAUUCAAGUUAAUAAACAAAAAAGCCAUUAUAAUAAUUCAAUUGAAACGAAACGUGUUUCCAAAACGAAUCUCCAUACAUUUAAGACAGAAAAUACAAUAAAACAAGCCAAAGAGAAUGACUUAAAUGACUGGAAUAUUAUUAAUAACGAUAAUACGUUUGAUUUAUUAACAUUUGAUGAUGGGAACAAAGACAAAAAUAAUAUGAAUAAUAAUAAUUUCGAAACAGACAAUAAUAUAAAUUUUGAAUGGAAUCAAAAUAUUUGGGAUAACGACUGGGAUACCGAUGACGAUGAUAAUUGGAAACUUAACGAAUAUUAAAUAACAAUAUUUUUGUUAUUACAGAAACAAAAAAAGACACAAUUAUUCAAAUAAAUACAUUAAAUCAAUAUAUAU
Molecule: messenger RNA, 2150 nt
Organism: Pneumocystis carinii B80
Lineage: Eukaryota; Fungi; Ascomycota; Pneumocystomycetes; Pneumocystales; Pneumocystaceae
Exons: 14
Coding region: 30-2075 (681 amino acids)
Biological process (GO): protein phosphorylation; tRNA export from nucleus
Cellular component (GO): cytoplasm
Molecular function (GO): protein kinase activity; ATP binding
Source: RefSeq, a predicted model, not a curated record